GCUUUAGAACACAGAGUUAAUGUCUAGAGACACAUGUUUUAAUAAAUAAAUUAGCCUUUUCUUUAGCCAUGAUGGCUAACAGCAAGCUCUGUCUGUUACUGCUGCUGACCACAUACACACUGGCUCGUGAAAGUGACAAUGACCAAACGUCAACAUGUCUCUUGGCGUCCAGAUUCAAGACGUAUAAGAGAUAUAUCUACCAGUACAGCAGCGAGAGCAGGAACGGAGCGGGAGCUGCCAGAUUCACCGUCUCCUGUCAGGUAGAGAUCGAAGUCCCCCAGCCAUGCAGGUUCAUCAUGCAGACCAGGAACUGUGCUCUGAGUGAUGUCAUCAUGGACGCCCAGGGCGAGCUGGUCUCCAGGCCGGCCCCCCGCUCUGAGGACUUCCAGGCUGCUAUGGAACAGAACCCUCUGAAGUUCUCUGUGGAGGACGUGACCAGGGUCCAGCUGUACCCAGAGCCAGACGAGCCGGUCAACAUCCUGAACAUGAAGAGAGGAAUCAUCUCAGCUCUCAUGGUGCCGAUCAGAGAGGACGAAGAGAAAAGCCUCAUGAGCUCGGUGCACGGUGUGUGUCUGACAGACUCGGUGGUGAAUGUGAGGAGAGAUAUAGCUACUGAUGUGACUCUGAGCAGAGAUCUGUCCCAGUGUGACCAGUUCUACAGCAGACAGGGAGCCAGCAGCCCUCUGGCCCUGCUGCAGAGACUGCACCAGCCCAUGUCUAAACUGGUUUCCAGCACUCAGCACUGUAACUACCAGUUUGAUAACAAAGGGAAACACAUCACAGCCGCCACGUGCUCAGAGAACCACGCCUACCGGCCGUUCUCACACCAGGACGAUGGGAUAACAUUGGAAGUGACCCAACAUCUCCGCUUAAUCAGCUCCAAAAGGAUCAACAACAGAGAAUUUGAUGUGAACCCCAGACAGAGCAAGCCGCUCCACUUUGAAGCCCCUGAUGAUAAAGCUGAGAUGAAGGACUCUGUUCUGAGGACCCUCCAGGACCUCCUGGCCUUAUCCAGCACAGACCAGGGCCAGCAGAGGACCAGCCUCUUCCAUCAGCUGGUCUCCAGCCUGCGGGUCCUGAGGAACCAGACCCUGAGCCAGCUGGUCCCGGAGAUGUUGGAGAUGUCGGGCUGGCUCACCUGGCAGGCCCUGUUCCAGUGUGGGACCCCAGAGUGCACCAGCUCCAUCCUGCAGGUUAUCAGGACCAUGGAUGGCGUGUCCCUGGAGGUGGACGCUCUGGUCUACGGGCUGAGCCUGCAGGCCGACCCCGACGCCACCCGGGUCAGAGACCUGCUCAGCAUGGCUCAGUACAGACAGAGCAGGGCCAUCCUGUACGCUCUAGCCAACACGGUCAAGAAGUUUCAUAAAUCAGAGGUCACUCCAGUUGUCACAGAUGUGUCAAACUUCAUGGAAACACUGUUAAACGGCUGCUCGGGAGAAAUCCCUGAUACUGACCCAGAGUUCCCCACUAAGCCUGAAGAGAUGGCCUUCCUUGUGCUGAAGGUUGUUGGGGUCAUGGGUCGAGCCAUGCAAGCUGUCAGCCCCCGUCUGCUGUCCUCCGUUUUACAGUGCGCUAAGAAGACAGACAUCCCAUUAUUAAACCAGAAGGCAGCUAUACAGGCCUUCAGGCUGAUGGAUAUAAACGAUGAGGUCAGAAACGUUUUGAUGGAGUUGUACCAGGAUGCUCAGAGCCCUGUUGAGAAACGUCUAGCAGCCUACCUGAUCCUGAUGAAAAACCCGGAUCAAGCCCUGGUUAGAGACAUUCUGAACAGUUUGGAGAAUGAGAGGGAUGAGCAGCUCAAGAGCUUUGUGGUCUCACACCUGAAAAACAUCUGCAACUCUGGGGAGCCACAGAUGCAUCAGUUAAGGCAAUACAUUGAGCUGGCCUUGAAAGAUGAGCCAUCACCCACGAGCAAGGUAUUUAAUGGCAUGUCAAGCAACUACAGGAUAGAUUCUCCCGUGGGUAAAGUGCAAAGCUCCAUAAUCUUCGAUGCUACCGACACAUUACCCAAGGAGAUGAUGCUGGAGACCACUCUAAAGGUGUUUGACUACAACUAUGACAUCUUUGAGGUGGGUGUUGAGGGAACGGGAUUUGAACCAACAAUUGAUGCUCUCUUUGGAGACGGGGGUUUCUUCCCCGACUCCAUCUCCAAAGUGAUGUACUGGACAGCUGACAAAGCCAGCAUGCUGAGAGGGGUUUUGGAGAAACUUGUCCCUGAAAGAGACCGAAUGAAGAGACAGGUUCCACAGGAUCUUCUGAAAGAUAUCACAGAAAGUGUACGGAAGCUCAUGGAUGAUGUGCGUUUCUCUCCAGGCCCUGAAGCCUUCGCCUAUCUUCGGCUUCUGGGAGAUGAGAUAGGAUAUUUGAAGAGCGGUGACCUGACAAAGAUGACUGAGACUCUGUUCAUGUACUACCAUGUUUUCCUCAGGGUGCUGCCUCUCAAGGCUUUUUCUGCAUUGACAUCUAGCACUGAAAAUGAAGUAUUUGCCCACUAUAUCUUCAUGGAUAAUGCCUUCUCUUUACCCACUGCUGCUGGCAUCCCUCUGAGGUUUUCCCUGGCUGGUGUGUUUGCACCUGGAGCCAAAGGAGGCCUGACUAAAUCACCUACUAACGCUGACUUGUCCUUCAAACCUUCAGUUGGGGUAGAAUUCAUCACCCAGAUAGGUGUGCACAUCCCAGAGUAUGUGGAGUCUGGGCUCGAGAUGCACACUAAUAUGUUCCAUGAGAGCUCCCUCAAUGCUAAGGUCACCAUGAGCAGAAACCAGCUGAGACUGUCCAUCCCAGCUCCUAAUUCAAACACUCAGUUAUUCAGCAUUAGCAACAACCUACUCUCAGUGUCCUCUGGUCGAAAAAUAACCGUGCCAUCCCUGGUGGAGUACUUGACCAACACAACUGACUGCCAGCCCCUUUUCAGUGGUCUCAACUAUUGCACCACAUCACGUUACGCCGAUGUUGAUUUAAUAGACCAGGCCCCAUAUUACUCCCUGAUUGGCGAUAGCAGGUUUGCAGUCGAAAUCCAGCCAACAGGGGAAGUUUCAGAGUACACUGCCACCAUCACUGGUGGAACACUAAGUGAAGGCAAAAGGGGUCAUCAUAGAGUAGACUAUGUGAAGCUAACCUUAAAGGCUGAAGGAGACGAUUCAUCAGAGGCCACUGCAUCUCUGAAAUACAACCGCAACAAGAACACUCUCACCAGUGAGCUCGUCAUUCCUGAUCACAAUGUGGAAGCAGGCAUCAAGCUGGCUGUAACUGACAGUGAUGCCAAAGGAAAGAAAAUGAAAGGUAUCACCAUUGAUGUCACCAACAGGAACAUCCCACAACUGACUCUUGUUGGAAGAACAAGACUUGACAUGAUGAAAGAGGCCAUGUUGCAACUCAAGAUGGUCAUUCCCUCUCUGAGAACGGAUGCCUCAGUCACUGCAACCCUAAGGAGGGAUAAAGAUAUGCUGAUGGACUUUGAAACCGUCGUCAACCUCCCUGAGACAUCCUACCAACACAAAGCUUCACUCAAAUAUGACGAUGAUAAGUUUGAGGUGGAAGUGAAAUCGGACCUGGAAUCAGAAAUUCAAAAACUGAUCCCCAAUGUAAAAUAUAAUCACAGACAGCUGCAAUGGCUCGUAGAUCACAUCCUGGACCAGAAAGUGGCAAAGACUGACAUGAAACUGCGUCACAUAGUCACCAAAGGAAUUGAGGCAGGUGAUAUAUGGUUAGACAAACUGAAAGCACGGAUCCCCUGUUUUGCCAAUCUGCACAGUAAAAACCUUAAAGACCUCAACCUGCCAACUCUGCCUGAGAAACUGUUUCUGCAGUUUGACAACUUGCUCCAAUACCAGUUCAACAAGGACAGGAUGGCCAUCUCCCUUUCUCUUCCACAUGGAGGAAGAAAGUCAGAAGAACUGAACAUCCCUACCACUCUAUCCUUUCCCCUUAUAGAUUUACCAAACAUAGGCCUACAUAUCCCUGCCAAAAACUAUCCACUGCCAUCAUUUACUAUACCACGCACUUUGGAUUUCACUGUCCCCCUUCUUGGUCUGGUUGAAGCAUCCAUGAAGGUCAACAGCAACUUCUACAACUGGGAAGGCUCCAUCUCUGCAGGCAACGACACUGUCGAUGUCCCGUCCUACAUUGCUCAGUACAGAGCUGUAGCCCAAUCACCUUUCAACCUGCUGUCAUACAAGCUUGAAGGAACCGGGAUGAUGUCAGGAAGAGCUGAUGAUAAUUUUAAGUAUCAACUGAACAGUUCCUUCAGCCAUUGCCUCAUUGAAACAAGCUUCAGUGUCUUAGAGGCAUUAAUGGUAACCGACACAUUGAAUGCAAGAGCCAACUAUAAGAUUGAAGCAUCUAGUCCAGUAGGCCUGCAAGCCUCUAUCUACUACUCUGCGCAGUCAACUUCAACUCUAGCUUCAGACAAUGUCUCAGGAGAUGGUUACAUGUACGGAUCGCUUAAAAUAGGUACAUUUCACACCAAUACAUCCUACUCACACGACUACAAUCUGAGUCCACUAGAAGGAGAAGGAAGAGGAGAGGCCAGCCUGCAAUUCAACUCGCCAUUUAUCAACAUUCACAACAAAAUCCACGGGAUCUCUACAAACUCUGAGUUAACAAUUGUGUCUUCAACCACUGCCCAGAAUGAAGCCCUCAAGCAUGUAGCAGAGCUCAAGUAUAAAGAGUCACAACUGACCCUGAAGUCCAAUGCCAUUGCCACAGCCACAGGUAUAUUAUUCAAUAGCAAAGUUGAACUUGGUGUGUCUAGCCAUAUGGCCCUUCUAAGUAUUGAGACACAGGCAGAUGAUGACAUAUAUAAAGCAUACUCACUUAUAACAGCAUCCCUAGAUACAAAUGGCCUUGAGGUAAACUCUGAAGGUUACCUCAAACUUGACACAAGCCAAGGAUUGCACAAAGCUUCUGUUAUGGUUGGAAGAAAUGGUUUGACCACAAGUGGAACUAACAGCAUUCAGUGCAGUCCUGUCACAGUGGAAAAUGUCUUCAGUGGUGCCAUAGACAACAAUGGAGCAUCCCUGUCCUCACAGACCAAAGCAAUGGCUGAGGAGAGCAAAGGAGAGCUCAACAUUGAGGGUAAAAUUGCAGCUGCUGAAGCCUCUUUGACCAGUGUCCUCAAGGGCUAUGCCAAUGAUGCAACCACGAGAAACAACAUGAAUAUUGUACUCAAGCGAGGGACUCUGACCGUAACUAGCGAUGCCAUAGGAACAUUUAAGCAAAUGAAUACAGAAAAUAGCCAAACACUGACCCUCACUCUGUGGACCCUCGCCCUCCGCUCCAAGACCAACAACUUCAUCUGUGAAGAUAUUUAUUACAAACAAGACACCAAGGUUGAUAUUAAGCCAUUUGUUAUGUCAUUUGAUAUGACAAAUGACCUAAAGUUUUAUGAUGUCAGUUUGAACAAUGAAGGCCACAUGAAGCUUAAACCAUCUGAGAUGGAUGUGAAUGGAAGUAUGAAGGGAGCUUAUGGAGAAGAACACAACAUUAAACAAACCUAUGAACUCAACUAUGGCAGCAUGGCUGGUACAAUGAAAUCCAGCACAUCUGGAAAUGUAAUGGAUGCUCUGCUGAGUCACAACUGUGAACUUGAGUUUGCUGGACUUUCCUCCAAGUCAAAUUGUCAGGCAAAAAUUAAUUCUGAGCUUCUACGUUUGGAUAGCACUAUUCGCACAAUGGCACUGCCUUUCAGCCUCACUAUUGAUGCUUUUAUCAACACUGAUGGAGAACUUAAUGGACACACUGGACAAAUGUACAGCAAGUUGUUGGUUAAAGCUGAGCCCCUAGCUCUUGCAUACUCACAUGACAGCAGGUUAUCAACCACACAUGUGCUUUCAAGUGGGGAGUCAACUACAAAUCUAGAUAACAAAUUUGAUGGCCUUCUGACACCAAGUGAUCAAUCUCUGACCUGGAAAGUAAAAUCUAAACUAAAUAACCAUGCCUAUAACCAGGACAUCAGUACUUACAAUAAUCUAGUCCAGACUGGAUUCAACUUUUCAGGAGUAAUGUUCACAGACAUUUUCAGCAAAUUGAGCAAGGACAAGAAAUCCGAAAUGCAAGAAUAUAGUAUGGCUGGUUUCCUCAAAUAUGACAAGACCAGUGACUGUCAUAUCAUUGACAUCCCGUUCAUUGAGAACUUUCCUGUUGCUUUUGAGCAGCUCAAGAACACACUUGUUCAAGGAUUAGAAUCACUUCAACAGUUCAUCAACAAUUUAGACAUUGAACAGCUAAUCAAUGACUUAAGAGCAAAGCUAGAUCAGCUACCUAAGCAAGUGAGUGACUUUAUGCGAGGAAUGGAUUUGAAGAACAAAGUGAAUCAAGUAAAAGCAAAACUUGAUUAUUUUAUCAAUGAAUUUUCUGUAACAAUGGAAGACUUUGAGUUUGCAGUGAACACCUUGAGAAAGAAUCUGGAAAAAAAUGUUCAGGACAUUGCCACCAAAAUUAGAGACUUCAUCAUUUCAGUCAAUGACUAUGUCAAGGCCGGACAUCUUGCCGACAAGAUAGAAAAUGCACUUUCACAAAUUGGAAAUCAGCUUCAGGCCUUUGAUGACAGGUAUGAAAUAAAGAAAUCACUCAUCAAAGCAUUUAAUGCUGUUUUGGACAUUAUCAGACAGAUUGAUUUAGAGAAGCUCACAGAAGGCAGUGCUGUGUGGCUGCGAGAUCUUGAUUCUAAAUUUGAAAUUUUGGAUAAGAUUAAAAACAAACUUUCCGAAAUGAAACAGGCCAUUAAGAACUUUGACGUCAACAUGUUUAUGCAAGAUGUAAAGGAUUACAUUCUCUCAAUUGAUUUUGCCAUGUAUGCUAAGCAGCUAUCAUAUGAAAUCCCAUCUUCUGACAUGGCAAAAGUGCUUGAAUCUAUGAAUGAUGUUAUUGUCAACUGGAUAGAUGAAUAUGAAAUCCCUACUAAAAUCAAUUCAGUAUAUUCUUACAUUAGGGAUCUACUUUUAAAAUACAGUCUUGAUGAUAAAUUUAAGGAAUUAAUGGAUCAGGUAGUGAUUCUCAUCGAGCAAUUCAAAAUCAAAGAGACUGUACGGUCAAUGGUAGAUGCUCUGAAAGCUAUCAACUUUGAAUUUGCUUAUGACAAAAUGAUGCAGUUGCUUGACAGUGUGACAAUCCAGCUUAAAGCGGUUGACAUUAGGAAAAUGAUUGAUGAACUUAAUGAACACAUUUCUUCAAUGCUUGUGUCAAUAAAGGAAUUUGACUACAGUGCAUUUGUUGAUGAGACCAACAAGAAAAUUGCUGAGCUAACAAGCUAUAUCAACGAGCAGAUUAAAACACAUGAAAUUGUGCAAAAAAUUGAGGCGGUUAGGGAAUUUUUCAGAGAGAUCCAAAACUCAUUCUUCACAUAUCUUGAUGAACUCAAAAACACAAAGGUGGCUGAUGCUCUAAAGAAACUGAAAAAUGUGUUUGACACUACAUUUUACAAUGAUCUCAUGAUAAAAAUACAGGAUAUACUUGAAGACAUGCGACAAAGAAUCCUUGAUAUGGACAUCAGAAAUGAAAUGUACAUUUACCUCCAAAGAGCAAGUGAGUCAUACAGCAAUGUGGUUGCCUUCAUUUCUGGGCAGUUUCACCAACUGAUAGACAAGAUCAGAAAAGUUGCCAAUGACAAUGAGAUCCUCACCCAGUUGAAGCAAACUGUAGAUGGAGUUUUGGAUGAACUGAAAAGAGCUGAGAUUGAAACUUCCACUUUUACUCUACCUCUCACUGACCUUGUCAUUCCAGCAUUUACAAUCAACCUAAACAAACUACAGGAGAUCAGUAUACCAGCUCAAAUUUUUGUCCCUGAGUUCACCAUUCUCGGAUCCUACAAAAUUCCUGCCUUCACCAUAGACUUUGAUGAAAUCAAAGCAUAUAUAGUUUCAAUCAUAGACAAAAUGAAAGAAUUUGAGAUCCAAUUCCCUGACCCUAAGGAAAUCUUUGGUGACCUAAAAGUUAUCUACCUAUCUCAACUACCAGAUCUCACCUUCCAGGAAAUAACUCUUUCAGAAAUAAAAUUUCCAGACAUCAUUAUCCCCAAAUUAAAUCUCAAGGAUUUUGAAAUCACAAUGCUUCCAAUUCCUAUGAUCAAGUUGCCUGAGGUUCCAAGUGACAUUUGUAUCCCAACUUUUGGUAAAUUCCAUGGAGAAUUUAGAGUGAACUUCCCACAGUACACUCUUGAAACUACAGGGAAGAUCGAGAACUCAACAUCUACACCAAAAAGCCCACAGUUUACAGCCACUCUCACUUCUAAUGCUAAAUCGCCCAUCAAACUCCUCGAAUACACAUUUGAAGCCACUGCUCAGCUGGAAGCUCCCAAAAUGAGGAAGUUGCUAUUUACAGAAAAAGUCAUAGCUACGAAUGUGGGAUUCUCGAUUGAUCACAAAGGAUCUUUGACUCUCACUGGUUCUUCUGCGGAGGUUUCUUCAAAGACCACUGCCAAGGCAACAACACAAAUGUACACGGCAAACUUGGUCAACAAUAUGGCACUGAUAUUGAAGAAUGGAAUUUCUGCAGCUCUAGACACAACCUAUGACCACAACUUGGACAUUUUAUCAAUUGACACUUCAAGUCGGGCAACAAUUGAACAGAAUAUAGCAGCCACCAUGGAAUCAGGUGGAAUAACUUUAUCUGGCGAAACUACUGGUAAUGGAAAGUGGACCAUUCGAGACUACACUGAUGAAGGUACACACAAAAGCAAUGCAGAAUUCAAUAUCAAUUUAAGCACUGCCAAAUUAACCUUUGAAGGAGAAACAAACUGUAAGGCCAUGAAAAUGAAGCAAACACUGACUGCUGAAUCAGUAAUCUUAAGCCAUAUCACUGUUGAAGCACAAUGCGAAACUGAAGUUCCAUUUGUCAAGAAGAGUCUUAUGGCUUUAAAUGGAAACGCUAAUAUUGGGGAGUUGAGAGUUGUAGUAAUGGCCUCUCAUGACGCAGAAUUUACUGGAAGGCUGACUGGAUUUAUGGCCAACUCGCUGGAAUUCAUGGCCUUUCCAUUUGAGAUUAUGCUUGGUGUUAAGAAUCAAGUAAACUCAAAAAUGUUCUUCCCCUUGAGCCUUACUGGGAAGGUGGAUCUCCAGCAUGAUCAUUGUGUCAUACUAAACUCUGAGAAGCAGCGUGUUUGCGGGUUUACUUUGGCUAGAUUCAAUCAGUACAAGUACAAUCACAACUUUACAGCAGAAAACAACAAAAUGGCCAUCUUCCUUUACUCAUCAGCUAAUGGAGAGGCUAAUCUGGACUUUCUGACUGUUCCUCUAUCUAUUCCAGAGAUAACUGUACCUUAUCUAAAUAUUAAAACCCCUGAGAUCAGAGAUCUCUCUCUCUGGGAAAAUUCUGUAUUUGAAACCUUGCUUACCACUCCUCAACAGUCAUUUGAUAUGAACCUGCAGCUUUAUUACUACAAGAACCCUGAGACACACAGCUUUGAAUUACACCUAGAACCAUUUUACAAUGCAAUUAUUGGCAAUGCCAACUUAAUCCAGGCUCAGUUUGAACAAUGUAGAGAUAUAGUAGUUGCAGUUCUAAAAGAUUCAUACAACAGGGCAAAGUCACAGUUUAUCAAACACAAAAAAGACACUUCUAGUCAGCCUCCUAGAAUCAUUACUGUCCCUGGAUACAAAAUACCAAUAUUAAAUAUUGAUGUUUCUGCUUUCAGGGCAGAGUUGCCAGCAUUUAGCUACUUUGUUCCCAAGGAGGUCAGUACACCAAGUUUCAAAAUUCCAGCACUGGGUUUCUCUGUGCCAUCCUAUACCCUCGUGCUACCGUCUUUGGAGUUUCCUGUCAUUCACGUUCCAGAAACUUUAAGUGUAAUGAAGCUACCCACUUUCACAGUACCAGCCAUUCAGAACCUUAUUUUGAUACCAACUAUGGGUAAUAUAACUUUUGAAUUUUUCUUAAAAUCUGCUGUAAUUAGCUUAAGUGCUAAUGCUGGCCUUUUCAAUCAGUCUGACAUUAUUGCUCGGUUUGACACUUCCUCAACAUCUGUGUUUGACCUUUUGAAUGGAAAAAUUGAUGGCACUGCCAGUUUGACAGGGAAGAAAGGAAUGGAACUGGCCACCACAGUGUCCCUGAGGCAUAACAAUGUAGAGGCACACCAUGAAAGUGUUCUUAUGCUUACAAAAAUACGCAUGGAAUCUUUGGUUACCAACAAUGCAAAAAUAAGUCUACCCUUCCUCAACCUUGAAUGGUUUGAGGAAUUCAUUGGAGAUACCAUGGCCGAGCCAAAUGUUGCUUACAGGAAAAAACUGAAGUACAUCUUUACCAUUCCUCUGAUUGAGUCUGUAGGCAAAGGAAACCCUGAUAUUAACUGGGCAAUGGAAGCACCUUCCUAUCAAUCACAGGAGCCCUCUACCCGGGGGGAUUCAGACAUAACAACAAUGGACAGUUGUGUCUUUGCUGGAGCUCUCGAAAAUGAAGUCAAAUUCCACCUUGAUUCCAAUAUGUUGCGUUCAACUGUCAGGACUGUCUUUAACUCAUACAUUGACAACCAGCAGAGACAAAAACAAAGCUCAGACAAUAAAGUCUUCCAGUUUGGUAUGGAAAAAAAUUUGGCUUUUGCAGUCUCCUUGCAGCGGAUGUUUGCAACAGUUGAUUACACCAGUGAUAAUAGUGUGAAUUUUGCAUCUUUAAAGACAAAUGGAAAGCAUAUUGUGAAAGGAGAACUACUUUUUGUUCCUCUAACAACCUUCAAGAUUACAUUGAACAUUGAUGCAAGCCAGCCAAGUAGUUUGGGUCAAGCUGGACUCAUUCAGAGCAUCAACCUUGCCAUCAGCUCAGAGAAGCAGUCUUUAACUUGGACUGGCAUGGAACAGCUGGCGUCUUUCACCCAUGCCUUUGAUUCACUAACAUCCAAUAGUGAUUCUGAAUUGCGCAUGGACUUGACUGGAUCAAUGAAAGGCCACUUAGCUUUCUUGAAAUCAGUAAAGCUCCCUGUAUAUCACAAGACUCUCUGGAAUGUUCUCAAGUAUGACCAAGUCACAAAUGUAGAUGACUUACAAUUUCUUACCAUCUCUUCCAGCAUUGUUUACACAAAGUCCAUGGAUGGCCUGGAGUAUACAAUACCAUUUCAACUCUUUGAAAACGGCAUCAUUUUUAGUAUCCCUGACAUUACCAUUGCAGUGCCUUCUUGGAUAAAAAAAAAUCCACACUCCAAAAGGAAUAUAGACAUGCUAUUGGAUAACCUGGAUGUCCCUCACCUUCUCACGCUUCCGCCUCCAAUCUCAGUUCCAGCCUUUGAUCUUCCAUUUACCAACUUGCAUGUGGGACCCUGGACAAUUGAUCCCAAGAACCUUACCAUUCCUAAGGUGAUCACCACUGCAGCCUUUGACAUUAUGCUGCCUGGCUUGCCAGUCAUAUCAGUGCCUAGUUAUGACAUUGAAACAGAGUAUAUACAGGAGAAAAUGUCAUUCCUUUCAUUAAAGAUGCCACAACAUGGAAUCACAGUCUCAUCUUUCACACUACCAAAUAAUUUUAAGAUUGGAGAACACACCAUCGGCCUAAAUGAAAUCGCAAAUCAAUUUUUAAACAUAGAACUUCCAACCAUUGUUAUCCCAAGGCAAAUCAUUGAAAUCCCAGAAACUGUCUUAAAUCUGCCUACAAGUGUCUUUAUUCCAGCUUUUGGAGACCUCAGUGCCACUCUGAUAGUUUCCUCCCCUAUUUAUAAUGUGUCAACAACUGCCGAUCUGAGGAGAAAGGACUCUAGCCUUUUGACAUCGCUGAAUUCUAUCUGUACUUCUACCAUGAUCUUCUUGGAGUAUGACCUCUCUGCCAGAGCAACCCUUGGAUUUGAUAAUGAUGUCAUCAAUAUAAAUGGAGAGUGCAACUUGAUUCACAGCGAUGUAAAUGUCAAAUGGCAACAUGUUUUGGCCCAAAACUUAAGGAUGAAGCGCCAGGCUCUUAUGGCUGAUUCAAAGAGGACUCAUCAUACACUAAAUGUUGACAUCACUAGCCCAACAUUUGUUGAUGCAAAUUUACGUUUUGCCUCCCGCAAAGAUGGCAUCACUGCUUCUAUGUCUAGUCCAUCAUCUGGUUUUCUUGGAUUGCAAUUUCAGCGGAGGUCGCCAUCACAGUUAUAUGGAAAACUGUUCAGUCGCUACCAGUCUAGUCCUGAAAAGGAUAUUGAUGUUUUCAGUGGCAAAGCCACAUUGAGAAACUCUCAGAAGCUGAUCAUAGAGACAAAAUGGAAUUGGGACUUUCUCCAUGAUGUGAUUGAAGGCACUAAGGACAGGAUUCCUGCUAUGACUGAUGCUGUGCUCAAGUUCAUUAACAAGUACCACAUCGCACACUUUGGCUUUGAUCUCAACCGUGGCUGCAUGAAGCUGAAAAACACAGUUUCCAAUGUCAUAGAGAGAGCCUAUCAUGAAUUGCCCAUGUCUCUUAACACAGUGCUGAAUUCAGUCAAACACCUGAGUGGUCGAGGAAAAGACAUGUACAGGAAGGUGUCUGACAGCUUGACAUCUAUGAAUGUGCUGGAUGUUAUUGACAGGUUGGCUCACAAUGCUGAAGACAAGGUAAAUAUCGUGCUAAACGCAGUCUCACAGUUAUUGAGUGACACUCAUGUUACGCUUCCUGGAUCUGAAAAGACGAUUUCGAUCCAGGAGAUGUUAGAGCAAGCUGAUCGGACUUUAUCGAGAGCAAUUGACAGGGCUAGCCGAAGGUUGGCCAACCUACUGAACAAUAUUUCUAGAUUCAUCAGGGAAAUUAAGUUCACCAUACCUGGCACUGAUGUUGUUGUGAAUGGAAAUGAAAUCAUGGAUAAACUUACGUAUGUAUUUAAGGAGAUAAGGGGGUUUCCUUUGCUUCAAACAAUGAAUGACCUCCCAAAGUUGAUUCGUGACAAAGCAGAUAAUUUCAUUACAUACCUAAAAGAUGAAAAUAUGGAAAUUGCUUCUCAAGUUGAUGCCAUCUAUGAAGAUGUUCUGCAGUCUUCAAACCAACAUACUGAGGAGGCAAAGAGAUAUAUGGCUGAGUAUAAAGACAAUGCCAAAUUGAAGAUUCAAGAGCUUUGUAAUGUUUUAAGUGUGGAGCAGGUAAAUAACAAUACCAAAGAGUUCAUUAGUAUUUUGCAGUCACAUCUUUAUGGAGGACUUAAUGAAGCCCUAGAUCUAAUGAGAAGAACAUCCCAGAACACAGCACCAUACAUUUUAGUGGAAAAUAACAAGAUGGAAAUUGAAAUUCCUUUGCCGCUCCUUUGAAAGUCUUUCGUUGAAUGGCCGUUACAUUCCAAUCAGUGAAUGAUUCUCUUGAUGUAGUGUUUUCAUUAUAGAUGAAGAAAUGUAUGUGAGGAAAAACUUUUUUUGAUGUCAGUAAAAAUGUGUUUAACCCUUUGAUGCACAACAUGGGUCUAAAGUGACCCAGUGACAGAGGUUUUAUCUUCUAUAUCUUUGCAAUUAAUUAUUUUCAUCAUUCAGUGUUCCAGGUUUUCCUCAAUUAGUUUGUUUUUGAUCAUCAUACAUCCUAAUUUUUAUGUUUUCCUUUAUUCAUAUUUUAUUAAAGUCCCUUUUUGUGUCACUACUGUUCUAAUGCACAACAUGGGUCAAAAAUGGCACAUAUCCAUAUUUAGCUAAGUAGUUCGCUAAGCUAACUACUUAGUUAACUUCUUUGCUAAGUAGUUAGCUAAGUAGCUUGUUAAGCUAACUACUAAGCUAACUUCUUGGCUAAGUAGUUAGCUUAGCAAGCUACUUAGCCAAGUAGUUAGCCAUGUAAUAAUACAGAACCUUUUUUUUCUUCAUAAAGUAUGAGAGGAAAAAUGUAAAUAAUGAUCUGUUGUUAUCAAAAACACAAUAUUUAAAGAAUACUUGAAAUAUUAAAUCAUAAAAUAAGUUGAUAUCAAAAGAUAGAGCACAGAAACAUACAGCAAGCAUUAAAUAACAUGAAGGGAAUGAACGAGGGUCAUUUUGGACCCAUGUUGUGCAUCAAAGGGUAUAGGUGUCUUAAAUUUGAUGAUUUGGAUCAUUCUAACCUACCAAUGUUUUGUUUUUUCCAUGUAACUUACUGUUUGAUGACCAUACCAUACAAUAUGAAGUACAUUUUUUUUAGACUGUCCCUGGCCGGUGUUAGUACUUGGUAAUGCACCAAAUAGGCUGAAUAAAAGAAGAAGAAGAGCUCUGUUUGCUCUUCCACUGACCAGAUCUGUGUCCCUUUAUGCUUGUCAGGUGGCUCUAAAAAUGAGUUGUUCUCUAAGGUUUAUGCGUCUGAUAAUGCUACGUUUCUUUAGUUCAAUUUAUGACACAUUUCAGUGAUGUAUAGUUUGUGUUUAAAUAUUAUCUGCAUUUGUUCAGAGCUAAUGAGAAUUUAAAAUUUAAAAUAAUUUUGAUAAUUAAGAUGACUGUGUAUAUGAAACUGAUUUUGUCAUUUAUCUUUUCUGUAAGUCCAAUUCAUACAGACCCAACAACUUGGCAAAGUUAAAGGGAAGUGGAUCAUAACUGGAUCACGCUUAUAAAAGUUAUUUAAAGUUUGUUGAUAUCAGAUUGUGUUUGGAAGAUAUUGACCAUUGGAGGUUAAAAAGGGCUUGUCGAACCUGACAAUGUAAUAAAUUCCCGUUAAUGUAAUAACCCUGUUAAUGUAAUAAAAACCUGCACUUGAGUGCAUUGAAAAUGUAAUAAAACCUGAUAAUGUAAUAACUUCCCGAUAAUGUAAUAAAGUGCAUUUCCCAUUAAUGUAAUACACUUUUUACCAAUAAUGUAAUAAAGUAUAACAUUAAUGGGAAGUUAUUACAUUAUCAGGUUAGCCUUCAUUUCACAAGUCCUGAUAAUGUAAUAAUUCCCCAAUAUUGUAAUAAUGUAACAGCAGACCACCCAUUACUUGGGUCCAAGUGGUGAUACUGUGUAUCAACUCUAGCUCAGAGCUCUAGCGCCACCAACAGGUCAAAGUUGAAUGUUUAUUAACUUUUGACCCGUUCAUCCGUUUUUCACAAAUGAGGUAUUUUUAUUACAUUAACGGGGUUAUUACAUUAACGGGAAUUUAUUACAUUAUCAGGUUCUACAGGGCUUGGCGCAGACCAUAUAUAAACUUAAUGUCACAGUGGGCCAGUUAUAAUAAAUAUAAAUGUGGAAAGCAGUUUCAAGAGUUUAACUUCCCUUUGAGUUACAUAGUUAAUGUGUUUUUAUUUGACUAAAUCAUUUAUAGCCAUUUUACUGUAGCUAUGUAUGCAUUUUCUUUUUUAAGGGAAAUCCAAUCCAUCUGUCUCCAUUGACUUUGUAUUGAAUGAAGGACCCUCCUCGUCAAUCAAAACCAGACUUUUAGUGUUGAACAAACAAGGAAACAAUUUAUACAGUGCUGAUUAUUUUGAUAUUUGUCUAGAGGGGGAGGUUAAAUUAGGUGUCACAAUAUAACCAUGAAAUAUGAAAAUAAAAU
Centropristis striata (black sea bass) is the source of this 15330-nucleotide messenger RNA. RefSeq names its product apolipoprotein Ba (gene apoba). Gene Ontology annotation, molecular function: cholesterol transfer activity; low-density lipoprotein particle receptor binding. The transcript has 29 exons. The coding region runs from base 69 to 13169 and encodes 4366 amino acids. NCBI's taxonomy places the organism in Eukaryota, Metazoa, Chordata, Actinopteri, Perciformes, Serranidae. Gene Ontology annotation, biological process: lipoprotein transport; cholesterol transport; cholesterol homeostasis. The record is from RefSeq and is a predicted model, not a curated record. Gene Ontology annotation, cellular component: low-density lipoprotein particle; very-low-density lipoprotein particle; mature chylomicron.